Molecule: messenger RNA, 3294 nt
Organism: Gadus chalcogrammus (walleye pollock)
Lineage: Eukaryota; Metazoa; Chordata; Actinopteri; Gadiformes; Gadidae
Gene: cdk8
Product: cyclin dependent kinase 8
Exons: 13
Coding region: 422-1825 (467 amino acids)
Biological process (GO): protein phosphorylation
Cellular component (GO): mediator complex; nucleus
Molecular function (GO): ATP binding; RNA polymerase II CTD heptapeptide repeat kinase activity; cyclin-dependent protein serine/threonine kinase activity
Source: RefSeq, a predicted model, not a curated record
UGCAAUUGUUCGCAUCGUCCUUAUCCAACACCUAUUACAAAUUAAAGUAAACAUACUAUGGAUUUGCGAUUUAUUUCUCAAAAGUAGUAUUCCCGAGUUUCAUCCACACUUUAUUCAGAGCAGCGCAGACUGAGCGACACUUUACGGCAGUGCCGUGACGCGUCUCUGCCGUUACCGACCGGCUGAGAGAGAAACGCAGCGAGAAGAUAAAGCAAUAGUCAUUAUCGAUCACACCUGAUUCACUUAAAACCACUGGCGUCCUCACGGUAAACACAUUAUCCCCUCACAAUAGGAAACUAGAUGUGGAGACGGGGCUGAAAGAAGGAGCUUCGCCAGGGAAGGCAUCUAGCCGAGGGACCGAGCUCGUUAAGUAGCCUAGUGCCUCCCGAGCGGCUCCAGGAGGAGAUCAACAAUAGUGAACAUGGACUAUGACUUCAAAGUGAAGUUGACCGGCGAGAGAGAACGAGUGGAGGACCUGUUCGAGUACGAAGGGUGUAAGGUGGGAAGGGGCACCUACGGACAUGUGUAUAAAGCCAAGAGAAAGGAUGGGAAGGAUGAUAAGGAUUACGCCCUGAAGCAGAUUGAAGGCACUGGCAUCUCGAUGUCGGCCUGCAGAGAGAUAGCACUUCUCCGGGAGCUGAAGCAUCCCAACGUCAUCUCCCUGCAGAAGGUGUUCCUGUCGCACGCCGACCGAAAGGUGUGGCUCCUGUUCGACUACGCGGAGCACGACCUGUGGCACAUAAUCAAGUUCCACAGAGCGUCCAAGGCCAACAAGAAGCCCCUGCAGUUACCGAGGGGGAUGGUGAAGUCCCUGCUCUACCAGAUCUUGGACGGCAUCCAUUACCUCCACGCCAACUGGGUGCUCCACAGAGAUCUGAAACCUGCCAACAUCUUGGUGAUGGGGGAGGGGCCAGAGCGGGGCCGGGUGAAGAUUGCCGACAUGGGCUUUGCACGUCUUUUCAAUUCACCACUAAAGCCUUUAGCUGACUUGGACCCUGUGGUGGUCACGUUCUGGUACAGAGCUCCAGAACUACUGCUGGGGGCCCGGCACUACACAAAAGCCAUCGACAUCUGGGCCAUCGGCUGCAUCUUCGCUGAGCUCCUGACGUCCGAGCCCAUCUUCCACUGCCGGCAGGAGGACAUCAAGACCAGCAACCCGUACCACCACGACCAGUUGGACCGCAUCUUCAACGUCAUGGGCUUCCCCGCCGAAAAGGACUGGGAAGACAUCAAGAAGAUGCCAGAGCACUCUACUCUGAUGAAGGACUUUAGGAGAAACACAUACACAAAUUGUAGCCUUAUAAAAUACAUGGAGAAACACAAAGUCAAACCAGACAGCAAAGCAUUCCAUUUGCUUCAGAAAUUGCUGACCAUGGACCCCAUCCGUAGGAUCACGUCUGAGCAGGCCAUGCAGGACCCCUACUUCCUGGAGGAACCUCUGCCCACCUCCGAUGUGUUCGCAGGCUGCCAGAUCCCCUACCCCAAGAGGGAGUUCCUGACCGAGGAGGAGCCGGAGGACAAGGCCGACAAAGUCAGAAAUAAAAACCAGCAGCAGCAGCAGGGCAACAACCACACCAACGGGGCGGGGCACACGGGUAACCCUGACAACAGCCACACCCAGGGCCCGCCUCUGAAGAAGGUGCGAGUGGUGCCGCCCACCACGACCUCAGGUGGUCUCAUCAUGACCUCAGACUACCAGCGCUCAAAUCCACAUGCUGCCUACCAGAACCCAGGACCAAGCACAUCACUGCCCCAGAGCAGCAUGGGGUAUUCCUCUACCUCCCAGCAGCCGCCGCAGUACUCCCACCAGACCCACCGCUACUGACAGCCCCAUCCUCCCCUCCUCCCCCACCCCACCUCACACACACACACCUAAACCCUCUCAAGGAGAAUGUAUGGUGAGGUGGAGGUGUCCCCCCCCGGGGUAACGAACCAGACCCUCCCCUACACCACGCACCCGCCACCCCGUCUCAGGAGAGCUCCUGGCAGGAGGAACAAGGAGUGACCGAAGAGAAGAACAUAACCGAUGCCUUCCUCCCGUCUCCCCUUGUCUGCUGACCAGUGGAUCAUUGCCCCAUGCGCCACACCAGAGUGUUCUGCCUGGUGUGUUUUUAGUGGACUACCGUUGAUUUGGUCUGCCUGAAAACCUGACAAACUUAAUAAAUAAAUAAAUAAAGAGGGACGUCCCGGACUCUGGAUGAAAGUGAGAGGACACUGAAUGCUGCUAGUGGCAGCCAGUGAUGACCCUCUCCGUCCGUCUGUCUGUCUGUCAUAGCUCAGUCCUUCUGUUUUCUGUAGGUCUGACCUUUUUAUUUUAUAUGUAGGUCGGUCUAUCAGUAGGACAUGGCUCCUGUAAAGGUCAAUCAUGCUUUCAGUUUAUAUAGCAGUCUAUCUGUAGUAGAGUCUAACUUUCUGUUUAUAAGUAGGUCUGUCCUAGUGUGUGUGUGUGUGUGUGUGUGUGUGUGUGUGUGUGUGUGUGUGUGUGUGUGUGUGUGUGUGUGUGUGUGUGUGUGUGUGUGUGUGUGUGUGUGUGUGUGUGUGUGUGUGUGUGUGUGUGUGUGUGUCCACCUUAAGGCCUUAUCAGAGGGCCAGUGCUGGGAGGCUGAGCACAGAGCCUGAGCUGGGAGGCUGAGGAGCACCACAAUGGGCCGCGGCGUCUGUCAUGGAUGGAAAGAUUCAACAAUUAUUUUGGUAGUUUAUAAUUUAAUAUUUUUCCAUGGUUUUGUUUUCAUGGAAUGAACCGACACAUCACGCCGGGGACGACAGAUGCAUUCUAGUGUAUUGUACUGAGCUAUUAUACACAAUGCCGUUAUGUUGACAUUAAAUAUGGAAACAUGCGUGGUGUUGAUAUUUGAGGGUCUGUUUACAGAAAAGUAGUAACUUGGACGAUUGAUGGAAUAUUUAUGCUCAAAUCAAUGUUUUUUUCGUCAUUUCCGAGCUUACUAAAACACCAGCAAUUCUAAUACAAAUGUAUUUUUAAUGUCGUUAUUGACAGACCAUAGGUACCAGGUGUGUGUGUGUGCGCGCGUGCGUGUUUAGGAAUACUGAUGGGCGCAUAUAUGUAUUGCAAAAACGCUUAUUUAUUAUAAUUAGAAUAUAAUCUAAGGAUCUGCUGUAGGCAAAUUCGUUUUUAUAGGUGCAGUCUAUCAACAAUUCAUAUUAAACGAUCAAAGAAGGAAAUAAAUAUAGUAAAUGACUAUAUUGCCCAAACCGUAACCUACAUGCGCUCUCUGCAGACUGAAUAUCAGCAUAUUUUCUAUUUAUAGCCACGGAUACCCAGCUCUUUGUCAGCAG